Molecule: messenger RNA, 2732 nt
Organism: Lactuca virosa
Lineage: Eukaryota; Viridiplantae; Streptophyta; Magnoliopsida; Asterales; Asteraceae
Source: the annotation of a GenBank genome assembly
AUGAAAGAUGUUGGUGUUCAAGCUGCAGGUGAGAAGCUUAACAAAGUCCAAGAUGUUGGUGUUCAAGUUAUAGCAAAAAUCCAAGGUACAUUGAAUAUAAUGUCUGUAAGCCGGGAUGGAAGUCGUGACCUUGGUAGCCAAUCAGACGACAGCUUUCAUUAUGAAAGACCACACGUAGAGCCUAUUUAUGAUGCAUUCAUAUGCCCUCUUUCAAAACAAGUCAUGAGAGACCCUGUUACUAUUGAAAAUGGACAAACUUUUGAGCGAGAAGCCAUUGAGAAAUGGUUCAAUGAAUGCAAGGAGAAUGGAAGGAAGCUGGUGUGUCCCUUAACAUUAAAAGAACUAAAAACAACAGACAUGAAUCCAAGUAUUGCUUUAAGGAACACAAUUGAAGAAUGGAAUGCUAGAAAUGAAGCUGUGCAACUUGACAUGGCUUCCAAAUCUUUAUCUCCUGGUAGUUCUGAAAGCGAUAGUUUGCAGGCUUUGAUGUUUAUUCAGCAACUUUGUACUAAAAAUCUUUCAAGCAAACACAUUAUUCGUAAUGCUGAGCUCAUACCCAUGAUUGUUGAGAUGUUGAAGAGCACCAGUCGUAAAGUCCGGUGUAUGGCUCUUGAAACUCUUCGAGUUGUUGUAGAAGAUGAUAAUGAUAAUAAGGAGAUAAUGGCUGAUGGGGAUAAAGUGCGCACAAUUGUGAAGUUUUUGUCUCAUGAACCGUCUCAAGAAAGGGAAGAAGCUGUCUCGUUGCUCUAUGAGCUCUCAAAGUCUGAGGCUUUGUGUGAGAAAAUCGGUUCUGUUAAUGAGAAGAAUGAGAAUAACGUGAGGCAAAUGGCUGAAAAUGGAAGAUUGCAACCCCUCUUGACACUUCUCCUUGAAGGUUCCUCUGAGAUAAAAUUAUCUAUGGCUUCAUACCUGGGUGACCUGGCGCUUAGCAAUGAUAUAAAAGUCUUUGUAGCAAGAACCGUAGGCUCAUCACUAAUCAACCUCAUGAAAACCGGUGACAUGCAAUCACGAGAAGCUGCUCUCAAAGCUCUAAAUCAAGUCUCCUCAUGUGAAGCAAGUGCAAAAGUUUUAGUUGAAGAAGGUAUACUUCCACCUCUAGUCAAUGACCUCUUCACGGGCCCCAACCGCCUUCCUAUUUUACUAAAAGAAUUAUCCGCCACAAUCCUCGCAAACAUCGUAACCUUCGACUGCGAUUUCAAUUCCAUCCCCGUGGGGCCCAACCACCAAACGUUACUCUCCGAAGACAUAAUCCACAACCUACUCCACUUAAUCUCCAACACCGGUCCAUCCAUCGAGUGCAAACUCGUUCAAGUCCUCGUCGGAAUCACCAAUUCCCCCGUCACUGUGAUUCCGGUCGCCAACGCAAUCAAAAGCUCCGGCGCCACCAUAAGUUUAGUCCAAUUCAUCGAAGCCCCACAAAAGGAUCUCCGCAUGGCUUCGAUUAAGCUUCUCCAUAACCUCUCAUUACACAUUUCCCAAGAAUUAGCAAACUGUCUAUGUGGGCCCGCCGGUCAACUCGGUAGCCUGUUUAAAGUGAUAUCGGAAAACAUCGCGAGCACCGAAGAACAAGCGGCCGCCAUCGGAAUCGUGGCGGACCUUCCGGAACAAGACGUCGACGUCACGCGACAAAUGUUAGACGAGCGUGACUUCGAGAUCGUUGUUUCUAGAACAAAAAUGAUCCGACAAGGAGAAACGAGAAGAAGCCGUUUCGUAACACCGUACCUCGAAGGACUUGUCCGUGUCCUUUCGCGGAUCACUUUUGUUUUAUCCGAUGAGCCGAGAGCCGUCGCGUUUUGUCGGGACCACGAGCUCGCGGCGUUAUUCACGGAAUUACUCCAACAAAACGGGCUCGACAACGUGCAAAUCGCGUCCGCUCUCGCGUUAGAAAACCUCUCGCAUGAAUCAAAAAACUUAACGAAAUUACCCGAGAUUCCGCCACCUGGAUUUUGCGGGUCCGUUUUUCCUUGUUUGGGGAAAAAACCGGUGAUGACGGGGCUGUGUAGGGUCCACGGGGGAGCGUGUACGCAACGGGACACGUUUUGUUUGUUGGAAGGACAAAGUUUAGCAAGAUUGGUGGCGUUGUUGGAUCAUACGAAUGAGAAGGUGGUUGAGGCUUCGUUAGCUGCUUUGUCGACUUUGUUGGAUGAUGGGGUGAAUAUAGAAGAAGGGGUGAGUGUGUUGUGUGAGGCUGAAGGGAUUAAGCCGAUUCUUGAUGUGUUGUUGGAGAAUCAGACUGAGAAUUUAAGGAGACGAGCGGUUUGGAUGGUGGAGAGGUUGUUGAGGACGGAGGAUAUCGCGUAUGAGGUGUCGGGGGACCCGAAUGUUAGUACAGCGAUUGUGGAUGCGUUUCAACAUGGAGAUUAUCGGACACGACAAAUUGCGGAAAGAGCACUUAAACAUAUUGAUAAGAUACCUAACUUUUCUGGGAUCUUUCCUAACAUGGGUUGAAUCUCGUUUUGGUACAUAUAGAUAAGGUGGUGUUGUACUUGUAUGAUUUUGUUGUGAUUGUUAAUUGUUCAUAUUUAUUUCACAUGAUUUUCCAUGUAUUUUAUGUGGAGUUGGAAUGUGGUGGGUAAAAAUUGUGCAGUUCUUUUCUCUCUCUAGGAUUUUGAGUAAUUCUAUACGAGUGAGGAUAGUAAAAGGUUGUCUAUUGUUAUUUGGAUUCAGUUAAGAUUUAAGACAUUUCUUGUAGUUGUAACUUGUAAGUAUAUUUUUCUUGAUUUUGGUUGAGU